Molecule: messenger RNA, 6012 nt
Organism: Pan troglodytes (chimpanzee)
Lineage: Eukaryota; Metazoa; Chordata; Mammalia; Primates; Hominidae
Gene: MAD2L1
Product: mitotic arrest deficient 2 like 1
Exons: 5
Coding region: 4711-5328 (205 amino acids)
Biological process (GO): mitotic spindle assembly checkpoint signaling
Cellular component (GO): kinetochore; nucleoplasm; cytoplasm
Source: RefSeq, a predicted model, not a curated record
ACUAAAGCACAUUCACAUGUACUAUUGGUAUUAAAAGGUAGUAUUUCGCAUGCAUACGGUGCCACCUUGUGGCAGUUGUAAGUAUUUGUGUAUCUACAUAAAAUUAUGGUUCGUAGUAAAUAACUGCCAUUUUUUUGACAAGUUAUGUGUAUAGGUUAUUGAGUAAAAAUCCUUAGCCUAAAAUCCGUUGUUUUUUUUCAAAAUAACCUUUGAAAAAGAACAUUUUUCAGAAUGUCUUCAGAUGGAUAUAAUUUAAAAGGAGACUAAGUCAGAAACCCUAGAUUGUCUGCUAACUAUACCACUGUCAAGAUACUGAAUCUUAGACAAACUGUAUAGCCAUUCUGGACCUCAGUUUCCAUAUCUUUAAGGUUGUUCAACUAAUCAUUAAUUAAGUCACUUUCAUCCUAAAAUUUUAUUUGAUUUUAGCUUUAGAAAAUUGUUUCUAUUUUUAGCACCCUAAUAUGAAAUAAAGGGCUGUUUAUGACACACCUUAUCUCUUUUACUAAUAUGAGUUUGUUUGGUUAUGCAUUCUGCUUGAAUUUUCUUCAGAAAAAAGUCUUAAUUUAUUCUUCUCCCUGUCCAAAUAGGCUUCCCCUAAAUAAUACACAUUAAAAAGAUUUCAUUGAAUUAUAAAGAAAAGUAAGCUAAAGUAACUGAAAACAAGUUUUGAAACAUUCUGUAAAGAUAAGUGUGCAUGUAUUUGAUAAGAUGCGGUCAAUGGCAAAUCAAGUUCCCAAAAGUUAAUGUGGAAGAAGUCCCUCCAAAGCUUUUAGAAUCUUGGGUGUUACUUUGAUAAAUAAGAACUAGUACGAGUUCAGAGUUUGGGCAGCUCUUUCUACCAUAAUGUGGAUCAAAUACUACCCUGUAUUGCAGAUGUGGCACCUCAGAUUUAUCUGAACUACCGCUUCAUUCUUCCAUUAUCAAUCAUCAACUCAGUCCUUGUUUCAAAAUGUCUUUUCCUAAAGUAUCUCUUCUUAUUCAACCUCUCUGGCAUCCAUUUAUUUCAGACACUCAACUUCCUAGCCCUGCAGGCUAAAAUAUCCAUCACAGUAUCUUGUUUUUUAGAGACUGGUCUAAGAACUUGCAUCAGAAUCACUUGGAAUGCUUGUUAAAACAUGUCAUUCUCUAUACCCCACACUGUAGACAAAUACUGUCCAAUAAAAAUAUACGAGUCACAUACAUAAUUUUAAAUGUCAUGGUAAUCACACUGAAAAUAAACUAAAAAGAAGCCAGUGAAAUCAUUUUAAUAAUACAUUUUAUUUAACUCAAUGCACGUAAAAUAUUAUUUCAAGAUGUAAUCAAUUAGAAAACAUAUUAACAUAAUACUUUAUAUCCAUUAGUUUAGAUGUCUUUGAAAUCUGGUAUUUUACACUUGCAGCAUGUUACAAUUUGGAUCAGCAUACUUCAGGUGCUUAAGUGUGGCCUGAACCAGUUCUGGGGAAGGUGGAAUAAAAGCCAGGAAUUUACAAAACACACAGGUAAUUCUUCUACAUGAUCAAGUUUGAGGCCACUAACCUAGACUGUCCUGUACACAAUCCAUUCUACAACCAUUACUGAAUUAACAGUUGAAAAAAAAAAUGCCCCUUUAAUUAUGUCAAUCCUAAGAACCUAGAAAACCCUGGUACCUCCAAUUCAAUCAACACAGAUAGGUAUUCACAGUUCUCUAAAAGUGACCUCAUUCAUCCAUCCAACCUACUCUUCAAUUAGAAAAUGUUUUGGAUUCUUACAUAAAGCUUUCCUAAGCAAAUAUUCAUUCAUUCAACAAAUAUUUGUUGAGAACCCACUAAAUGCCAUCAUGGAUCUUACAGGUGUUAAAAAAAAUAAAAUAAAAAUGGAAGUCACAGUUUAGAUAUACAUCAAGACCAACUGCCCAUAACCACAUAAACCAAAACUUAAGUCAUCCUGAUUUCCCUGAAAUGCUCUAAUCAUAAAUAUAAAACAUAAGCUUUACAUUUUUGUUAGUAUGAUUCCGUGAAAUUAAGCCAAUCAACUGUAGACAAAUCAACUUAAACAGCUGUUUGCCCCCCCCAACAAAAUCUUAAUGUAUAAGGACCAAUAAUGGAAAAGCUCAAAAUGCUUCCUCCUUUAUCCUUAUAAGCUGUGCUGUUACUGGUGAGUGCAAGCUUCUUACCACCCUUCCCACUUGAUUUGAAGUCUCCUGGAUUCUGAUCUGUACUUUUUCUAUGACAAUAAACUUUUAGAUUCAUCCUAAUUUUAUUUUUGAUACAGGAAAACAGAUCAGGUAUAACACAAACCAUUACACAAUUUUUUACAAUAAAAUAAAUGCUCUGAAAUAGCACUAUGAGAUGCUAUGAAAAUACUUCAGAGCGGUCCUUAUACAGUCUGAAGGGCCAAGGAAAAUGUCUUUAAGCAAAGUAACAUUUAAGUUAAGAAAGGGUGUGAAUAUAAUUAGGAAUCUGAGCAGAUAAAAUGAAAUUUCUAGGUAGAGAAGGAAUAUACAUUAUGGAAAGCACUAAGGUGGAAAAGAACAUGGAGGGCCAAGUUACUGAAAGAAGCAGACAGAUGAGGAAAGUAAUCUGAUAGGGGGCUUCCCAGGCAGGCAGAAACCAGAUAAGGCCAAAAUCAUGAGCUUCCAAUUUUCCUUUAAAAAAAAAGUAUAAAUAUUUAAACCAAAGUAGACUACAAACUCCUCAAAAGACACAGACCAUUCCUUCUAAACCUCAUGUCUUAUGUCUCCUCAGAGUACAGAUAUUUAGUACUUCCUCUGUACAUAGAAAAAUCGUAAUUAUGCCAGCCUUUUAAUUUCUAGAAUUUCCAGGUUAUACUAACAAUUAUGUGUAGCUUCAGGUAACUUAAAAAGCACAUUAUCAUGAAACUCAAGAAAACCUUUCCUAAAGUGCUGAGUUUUAACAUAAAAUUCCUUAGAAAGAGAGGCAGUUUUUAUGUGGAAAAACAUGGGCACCAUGGUCUACCAGCGUGAUGCCAAAAUUCUAGCUCUACCCAAGCUCCCAGUGGAAGGGGUGAAGGACAUCCAACUCCCUUGCUUCUUUACUCCUCACUUUCCCUGACAUUGUUCUUCAUAUCAAAGAUUGUGAUUUAUACACACACAGAGAUUAAAGGAUUUAAGGGAAAAAAUUUUACUGGGUCAAGUCAACCUGUUACCUAUCACACCCAUGCCUUACUCUUCCAACUGAUCGAAACAUGAUAUACAACGCUGUACAGGCAGAAUUCUAAGCUAGUUCCCCACAUUCCUGGCCCCUAGAGAGCGCAUCUACAUAAUCCCCUCCCCUGGAGUUUGGGUAGAACCUACAAAUAUGAGCAGAUAUCACUUCUGGGACUAGGUUCAUCAAAAGGGAGAUCUGACUGAGUCUGACUUAAUCAGGUGAGCCUUUAAAAGGGGCUGGGGGCUCCCGAAAGCCACGGAGAUGGGAAGCGUUAGAAGGCCUGUGAAAGGUCUAGCUGACAUACAGCUGGCCUCUGGCCAACAGCUGGCGAGACAAAAAGGGACCUCAGUCCAACAACCACAACGAAAUUCUGCCAGAGGGCUUAGAAGGACCCCAAACCUCAGAUGAGAUCCCACUUGCACACCCUUUGAUUUCAACCUUGUGUGACUGAGCAAAGCCGUCAACUAUGCCACGUCCAGACUUCUGACCUACAGGACUGAGAAAACGAAUAGGUGUUUUGAAGCCACUGAUUCGUGGUAAUUCGUUAUGCAGCAAUAGAAAACUAACAACACUCAAGUAUUUCUCAUAUAACGUCCGGCAGACAUGAAAGUUUUUCAGGCGUCAUUUUACAAAUAUCUUCCUAGCUGCUUUAAGAAUAAUUUUUUUUCAAACUUGACAUGAACAUUAAUUGUGCAAUAUCUCCUUAAUAAUUCUCACCCUUUUCAAUGAAAAGUCAUUGAGCUUGGUGAGUCAAGAUUCACUGAAAUAUUCUUCAAUGUUGAUGGGCCUCUUUGGUGAGGUGACCUUAUUCCUGUCCUGCCCCCUAAGGGUGGGCAGGGUGGACAGAACGCAGCCUGGACUUCCGGACGCAGCCCCCUACCGCCUCGGACUCGCCUACCCCUCUGGCCUCUGAGGAGGGCCCUAAGCCCAGGAAAGACGUGGAAAAAGCGCAGUAAAAAGGAUGCAGUUCUUCUCUUUAAUCCCUAACCCAAUUUCUCGGGAAAAGCCGCGUUCCCACACAGAAGGCGAACCCUGUAAAGCUGUGGCUUGGCUGCCGCGCACGCAGUCGCUUUACGAAUUCCCAAAGCAUCUAGCGGAAGUUUAGACCGUUCACUAGGGGUCACAUGGGCCACUUCGCGAGCAGCUGGCGAACAGUUCCUUUCAGUUUGAAAGUAUCUUUGAAACUCGGAAAUUGUGCUCCUUGGUCUUUCAGUUCAUAAGCCUAGAGAGUGGCUACUGAAAUUGGAAUCGUCAUCUUCUUCCCUCGGCCCCAACUAGUAGACCACGACCAGAAGACAUAUCCUAACCUACACCUACCGUAGUUGUCACACACGGCACAGCGCCACCAGGUCCACCAACUGCGCCUGCGCGAACCGGCCGCUCCCGCGACAUCACACGAAGGCUGAGAGAAAGGGCAGGUCCCCGCUGCGUGGGGCUGGGCUUAAAGGCUCGUCGCGCCUGCGCAAAGGACCUGACGACGUGCUGCGUCGUUACUUUUGAAACGCUUGGCGGGGAAGUGCUGUUGGAGCCGCUGUGGUUGCUGUCCGCGGAGUGGAAGCGCGUGCCUUUGUUUGUGUCCCUGGCCAUGGCGCUGCAGCUCUCCCGGGAGCAGGGAAUCACCCUGCGCGGGAGCGCCGAAAUCGUGGCCGAGUUCUUCUCAUUCGGCAUCAACAGCAUUUUAUAUCAGCGUGGCAUAUAUCCAUCUGAAACCUUUACUCGAGUGCAGAAAUACGGACUCACCUUGCUUGUAACUACUGAUCUUGAGCUCAUAAAAUACCUAAAUAAUGUGGUGGAACAACUGAAAGAUUGGUUAUACAAGUGUUCAGUUCAGAAACUGGUUGUAGUUAUCUCAAAUAUUGAAAGUGGUGAGGUCCUGGAAAGAUGGCAGUUUGAUAUUGAGUGUGACAAGACUGCAAAAGAUGACAGUGCACCCAGAGAAAAGUCUCAGAAAGCUAUCCAGGAUGAAAUCCGUUCAGUGAUCAGACAGAUCACAGCUACAGUGACAUUUCUGCCACUGUUGGAAGUUUCUUGUUCAUUUGAUCUGCUGAUUUAUACAGACAAAGAUUUGGUUGUACCUGAAAAAUGGGAAGAGUCGGGACCACAGUUUAUUACCAAUUCUGAGGAAGUCCGCCUUCGUUCAUUUACUACUACAAUCCACAAAGUAAAUAGCAUGGUGGCCUACAAAAUUCCUGUCAAUGACUGAGGAUGACAUGAGGAAAAUAAUGUAAUUGUAAUUUUGAAAUGUGGUUUUCCUGAAAUCAAGUCAUCUAUAGUUGAUAUGUUUUAUUUCAUUGGUUAAUUUUUACAUGGAGAAAACCAAAAUGAUACUUACUGAACUGUGUGUAAUUGUUCCUUUUAUUUUUUUGGUACCUAUUUGACUUACCAUGGAGUUAACAUCAUGAAUUUAUUGCACAUUGUUCAAAAGGAACCAGGAGGUUUUUUUGUCAACAUUGUGAUGUAUAUUCCUUUGAAGAUAGUAACUGUAGAUGGAAAAACUUGUGCUAUAAAGCUAGAUGCUUUCCUAAACCAGAUGUUUUGGUCAAGUAGCUUCACUCAGUUUAGGUAGGGAGAUAUUUAAGUAUAAAAUACAACAAAGGAAGUCUAAAUAUUCAGAAUAUUUGUUAAGGUCCUGAAAGUAACUCAUAAUCUAUAAACAAUGAAAUAUUGCUGUGUAGCUCCUUUUGACCUUCAUUUCAUGUAUAGUUUUCCCUAUUGAAUCAGUUUCCAAUUAUUUGACUUUAAUUUAUGUAACUUGAACCUAUGAAGCAAUGGAUAUUUGUACUGUUUAAUGUUCUGUGAUACAGAACUCUUAAAAAUGUUUUUUCAUGUGUUUUAUAAAAUCAAGUUUUAAGUGAAAGUGAGGAAAUAAAGUUAAGUUUGUUUUAAA